Molecule: messenger RNA, 1008 nt
Organism: Xenopus laevis (African clawed frog)
Lineage: Eukaryota; Metazoa; Chordata; Amphibia; Anura; Pipidae
Gene: steep1.L
Product: STING1 ER exit protein 1 L homeolog
Source: RefSeq, marked provisional
GGUGGGAACCGUGGGAUCUAAGGAUGCCGAAAGUAGUUUCGCGGUCUGUAGUUUGUUCGGAUACCAGAGACCGCGAGGAGUACGACGAUGGCGAAAAGCCACUGCACGUGUAUUAUUGUCUAUGCGGGCAGAUGGUGUUGGUUCUAGAUUGCCAGCUCGAGAAACUUCCCAUGAGGCCAAGAGAUAGAGCAAGAGUUAUAGGUGCAGCAAAACAUGCUCAUAAGUUCUGCAACACUGAGGAGGAGGAGCCUGUGUAUUUGCGCAGGUCAGAUGGCAUUGAACGACAAUACAGGAAAAAGUGCAGUAAGUGUAGCCUUCUUCUCUUCUAUCAACACAGCCAAAAGAAUGCGGCGGCCACUUUCAUAGUGAAUGGAGCCCUUGUCAAGUUUGGACAAGGUUUUGGGAAAACAAGUAUUUAUACUCAAAAACCAGACCCACCAAAGAAGGUGAUGAUGACCAAGCGUACAAAGGACAUGGGUAAAUUCAGUUCUGUCACUGUAUCGACAAUUGAUGAAGAAGAGGAGGAGAUUGAAGCAAGAGAAGUUGCAGAUUCCUAUGCCCAAAAUGCCAAAGUGAUUGAAAAGCAGCUGGAAAGAAAAGGAAUGAGCAAGAGGAGGCUGCAGGAGUUGGCUGAGUUGGAAGCUAAGAAAGCCAAGAUGAAAGGGACGCUAAUUGACAAUCAGUUCAAAUAGAGGAGGCAUCGGCCCUGAGACUGCCAGUGUAAAAGGCCAUCUUUCCUGACACUUUUUAUUGCUAAGAAGAACUGUGAUUUUUUUUUUUUUUUUUUUGCUUAAGCUGUUUUAUUGUUUUUAUACAGCAAUAAAGACAUGGAAAGAAUGUUCAUGACAGUGAUCAAAUAAUCAUUGUGAUACAUAGUUAUGUUGUGUUAUACAUCUCUACUAUUUAUGCAUACAUGUUGCAUAUUUUUAUAAACGAUUACUGGGUUUGUCACUGUCAGAUUAUAUAUCAAACAAUAUAAUGAUAAAAAAAAGAAAUUAAAGAAAUAAC